GUGGUAAUGUUGCGACGGAACUAUUGUACACAAUAGCUGCAGAGGAGCUAAAGUACACAGCAAAUUCAGAAAGCAAAACCACACAAAAAUAGGGCAGAAAUGGGAGCCAACUGGAACAACCACGAAAUAAUAGAACUCUUGUCUGCUCGUGCCGAAGACGAAAUUGUUCGUCAGAUAUCUGGUACUGUCCGCGAUGCUGUGGUUUAUGACAGGAUGACACUCAUGCUCCGCGAAAGAGGCGUCUACAGAAGCAAAUCGCAGAUCAUCAGCAAACUAAAAUCACUUCGAAGACAAUACCAUCAUUACCGGGAAAGUGACAGUGGGCGACAAAGUUGGAUGUAUUUUGACAUCUGCCAAACUAUUUGGGGAAAUAGCCGCUCAGCAAGUCCCGCAGCUGUGGAUAGCAACUUGGAGCCCGAAUGUGACCUAGAACGAACGGUAGAACCAGAAAGCAAAACCACACAAAAACAUCGGACAGAAAUAGGAGCAAACUGGAACAGCCACGAAAUAAUAGAACUGUUGUCUGCUCGUGCUGAAGACGAAAUUGUUAGUCAGAUAUCGGGUACUGUUCGCGAUGCUGUGGUUUACGACAGGAUUACACACAUGCUCCGCGAAAGAGGCGUCUACAGAAGUAAAUCACAGAUAAUCAACAAACUAAAAUCACUUCGAAAACAAUACUAUCAUUACCGGGAAAGUGACAGUGGGCAACAAAGUUGGAUGUACUUCGACGUCUGUCAAACUAUUUGGGGAAACAGCCACUCAGCAAGUCCCGCAGGUGUGAAGCUGGAGAGCAGUUUCGAAGCCGACUCCGACUUGGAACGAACGGUAGAUCCAGAAAGCAAAACCACACAACAACAUCGGACAGAAAUAGGAGCAAACUGGAACAAUAACGAAAUAAUAGAACUGUUGUCUGCUCGUGCGGAGGACGAAAUUGUUAGUCAGAUAUCUGGUACUGUUCGUGAUGCUGUGGUUUACGACAGGAUAGCAGACAUUCUCCGCGAAAAAAGCGUUCACAGAAGCAAAUCGCAGAUCAUCAGCAAACUAAAAGCACUUCAAAAACAAUAUUAUCAUUACCGGAAAAGUGACAGUGGGCGACAAAGUUGGAUGUAUUACGACGUCUGUCACACUAUUUGGGGGGAUAGUCGCUCAGCAAGUCCCACGGAAUUGGAGAGCAGGUUGGAGCCCGACUCUGACCCAGAAGGGACGACAGAUUCUGAAAGCAAACCCUCACAGAAACAUCGGACAGAAUGGAACAGCCACGAAAUAAUAGAACUACUGUCUGUACGUUCCGAAGACGAAAUUGUAAGUCAGAUUUCUGGUACUGUUCGUGAUGCUCUGGUUUACGAAAGGAUUUCACAUAUGCUCCGCGAAAGAGGCGUCCAUAGGAGCAAAUCGCAGAUCAUCGGCAAACUAAAAUCACUUCGAAAACAAUACAAUGACUACCGGAAAAGUGAUAGUGGACAAAGAUGGAUGUAUUUCGACAUCUGCCAAAGUAUUUGGGGGGAACGCCGCUCAGCAAGUCCUGCAGCCCUCGAGAGCAGCUUGGAGCCCGACUCUGACCUGGAAGGAACGGCAAAUUUAGAAAGCAAAAAAAGACGAAAACAUCAAAUAGAAACGGCUACAAAUUGGAGCUACAGUGAAACAAAAGAACUGCUGUCUGCUCGCGCCAAAGACGACAUUGUUUGUCAGAUAUCUGGUACCGCUAGAGAUGCUUUGGUGUAUGACAGGAUUUCAGACAUUCUUCGCGAAAGUGGUAUCCAUAGAAGCAAAUCGCAGAUUAUUGACAAACUGAAAACAUUGAGAGCAAAAUACUUGCAGGUUAACGAUCACUAUCGGAAAACUGGUAGUGGGCGACAAUGGUUGUAUUUCGACAUCUGCCAGUCUAUUUGGGGGGACAGCCGCUCAGCAAGUCCCGCACAUCUGUUGAAACCCGACCCUGACUCUGAGGAGGCCACGAGCGACACAAUGGACGGCGAGGGCAGCGGUAGCGUUCAGCUUGCUCCAAACUUGUUUUCAGAAGCGCUUAGAAAGCAGUUCACCGUCCCCAUGCUGGAUCUGGAGAGUUUCCUGUCAGCUAAAGUGAAGCUGCGUCAGGAAGGUCUGCUGGACUCGCAGCUCAAGUCCAACCUUGAACAUGUCGCCCAGGUGUUGGAUGCCAUGCCAGCUGUCAAGCGCAGAGAUGUCUCCUUGCUAGUGGAAGGGGAGCGCCAACUGGUCAAGUUUGUCUCGGGCAACCCGAGCCUCCAUUACACAGUAAGGCAGGGCUCCACAGGUCCUGAACUGCUCCAGAGAGUUCAGGUGGGCCCCAGACUGACCCGCGCCAGCAUUGCCAAGACGCACUUUGCCGGCCAUCAUUGCCGCGACGACUUUGAGAGCUGCAUGGAGAGGGCACAUCAGGUGGUCGGCACCAGCGAAGGAGGUCUGGCAAACGUGGAGCUGAAGAUCGCCUGCGGAGAGCUGCGGCUCACCUACACCACCCCGCAGCCCCAGGCCACCAUCGAGAUCCGGCCUCAGCGCAGAGUGAACCUCGGCAAGGCUCUGACCCUGGAGAAGAUCCUGGAGGUGAAAAACAGCAUGGAGCAAAUUGGAGCCAUGAGCAGAGGCCUGCAGGCCUGCUUCCAACACCUGCUGGCGAACCACAGCCAGUACCAGGGGGAGAACAGCCGCAUCGUGCUCCAGAGCGACGGGGAGAUGGUGGAGCUCAUCAGCGGGAGACAUAACUACCACAGUGCCCAGCAUUACAUCUUCACUGAUUCAGACAACCAGGUUCAAAGUCACAAGGUCCAGGAUAUUGACCUGUGGGAUGACAGUUAAAGUAGCAUAACCAAUCAAAAGCUAAUUUUGCUUUGUAAAGGAUAAUGUAUAGUCUGCUGGUCAGUAUCGGAAAAUAAAUCCCAACACUUAUUUUUCGAUACUGAUCGGCGGACCAUACAUUAUUCCGCUUAUUAUACGGUUACUCGCCAAAGUGAUAAAAGACAGUCCUCCAAAAUACCUCUUUCUAAUGAUUUUAUUGCCGUUCCGGGACUUCUGCUAAGAAAAAAAUUGUUCUUCACGCAAAUAGAACUUUAGAGUUUCAGGUGUUGUGUAGCAACCUAUUGUUGGCUGACUUCAAGUUAUAAUGACUUUCUGUUUCGGUAAAUCACCGGACUACGUGCGGAAUGACAUGAAAGAUGUGAAUUAGAAGCACAAAACCGUGGCCAAUGGCAGCAGUCAUUACUUUUUUUCAGUGGUCAAUAUAAAGAUAUGUCAGACCUCCAAACGUUGGGGUGGCCCACUGUAAUCAAUGCAACUUUUUGCAACAUUCUGUGGAGCCUUCACAUUGGAAGUCACAUUGCUGGACGAGAUACGACUUUGCUCAGAAGGAGACCUUUUAGUACUUCAGUGCUACUGGUGAUUAUGUAUAAAGCCUUUCAAAGCAAUCUUUUUAUUAUGUAUGUAUAUACGUAUAGCUAUAUAUUUUUGUCUUUAAGUAGACUGUCCUUUUUACCUUCUUCAAUCAAUGCAAGACUGCAGGCGAUUAAUGUAUAUGUAAUAUUACUGGCUUCUGUAUUAAAAACAAAACUUUGACAUGUUGAUCUAAA
Messenger RNA from Clupea harengus (Atlantic herring), 3581 nucleotides. RefSeq lists its product as uncharacterized. The record is from RefSeq and is a predicted model, not a curated record. Lineage: Eukaryota; Metazoa; Chordata; Actinopteri; Clupeiformes; Clupeidae.